Messenger RNA from Cuscuta europaea, 1438 nucleotides. The record is from the annotation of a GenBank genome assembly. Lineage: Eukaryota; Viridiplantae; Streptophyta; Magnoliopsida; Solanales; Convolvulaceae.
AUGGAACAUUUUAGGAAAUAAGAUCAAUUUAGAUAUUUUCUAAAUUCUCUAUAUCCUACGCGAAUUCACCCCCUGCGUUGGCUCCUUUCCAUAUUAGAAGUCUAGUGGGAUCAGAACUCUUCUUUCCCGUUCCCAAUAAAACAAAUCUCUCCCUUUCUUGUUCAUCCAUUCUCUUCUUCAAAGCCAGACCGGUGUACUUACUCAUAAAGAUUAAAGAAGGUUUGUGAUUCUAGUGUUUUGCCAGUUUGGGGAUGCAUUUGAGAAUAUUCUUGAACCUGUUUCACAAACACUGGGGAAGCAUCUUCAAUCCCUGAUCGAAAGAGUGUCUGGUUUUCAUAUGAUUUGAAGAGGUUUAAGAAAAGGGGUUUAAGAAGAGGGGUUUAGUAAGUUUAUUGCUGAAGGGGUCUCCGACCCGUUGGGGGAUUUUGAAAUUUCAAACAGAUUCAGUAUGAAGUCGAGUAACAGAGCUUUGAAUGGGAAUUCUGGAAAAUAUGAUUUCGGUUCGGUGAGAAAGGUUAAGAUUAUGUACGAUGAUCCUGAUGCGACAGAUUCUGAUGAGGAAGAUGACGAUUUAUAUACCCACAACCGGAUUAAGCGCGUAGUUAAGGAAGUGAUCAUUCCAAUCGCCCCACGUCAUCAAGAACAGCCUGAAAAACAUUCAGUUCAAGAAGAACGGCCUUUGCCGAAAGGCGUCAGGCGGAGGCCAUGGGGGAGAUUCGCGGCUGAGAUUAGAGACCCCAUUAAGGGGAAGAGAAAAUGGCUGGGCACUUUCGACAGUGCCGAAGAAGCUGCCAUUGCUUACGCCACCCGCAAGGCUGAAAUCGAAAGCCUUCUCACUUCAGAAAAGUGCAAAGAUCCAACCUUUUCAGCCUCCCCGUCCUCUGUCCUAGACGCAACCCUGCCCCCGCCGCCGCCGCAACUGCAGGCGGCGGCCAAUGGCAAAGAGAAUACUGGGAUUGAUGACCCAAUGCCGCUGCUGGUGCCAGGUGGCGUGAGCCAAGCGCUGGCCUUUCUUGAUGACUUGGAGGAAAAAGCCAGGGACUGGAAUGACUUGAGCAGCUUAGGAUUCGAGGAGGUUUCAGGGGAAGCAGCGUAUCAGAGCUGCAUCAGUGAAGAACAGGCGGCGCUUCAUAUGACCUUUGAUGAUUUCAGCCAUUGUUUCGCUAAUUUAAAGUCUGGGGAUAAUCUUGGUUUCAGUAGUAGUGAUGGGUUUUUGGAUGAGAUGAUAAUAGAGGAAAGUGUUUUCCCGCAGCAGGAUUUUGAUGUUCAAAUGGCAGAGCUCAACACAGAAGAGCGGCAAUGGCUGGAUGAGGUAAUCAUAACGUCGGACUAACCAUUCUUUUUGUUUAUUAUUAUUUUGCAGCAGCUCGCGCUCAAGCUAAGCAGCCACUACCACCAUCGUCUAAAGUGUAUAAUAAUAUGAUUAUAUGAUGAGCUU